UAGUAUUCAAAGGUCAUAAAUGAAGAGACCGAGGUUCUUUGAAUGUAAGGACCAUCCCCCACCCCCUCAUAUAAUCACAAAAUGAUUCAAUAAGGUUAUUUCACCGUCCUGAUUUUAACAAACUCUUAACUCUCGAAUAUUGUUUAUGCCAAGAUAAUCUCUGGGAUAUAUACGCGAGUUUUAUAACUAUAAUAUAUCGUAUAUAUAGUGAAUGGAUUUUGGUGUUAUUUAUAGUAUAUUAUCCAUAAUAGUAAAAACCAGCAAAUAAUGUUGUGUAGUUGUGAAUACAUGAAAAGUUCUUUAAUCCCAUAACAAACUCUCAUGCCUGUCCAUGUUUUGUUUCAUGCCUGAACCACGACACUAUAAAAAGGGUCACAUUGUUCCACUGAAACAACCAUUCGGGGAAAUACUGCCACUAGAUUUACUUGAAUACAACUGACCUUCAGAACAAAAUGUUUGGGCAACUACUAACAAUCUUUGCUGUGCUUGUUUUGUUUGCAGAAGCAGAAAGUUCAGAAUCAUCGGAAGUUGCGGCUUGCGCCGACUGUAUGCACCUCAGCUACGAAGUAAGAAACGUACCAUCUUUUAUCAGUACAGCACUAGAUUCAAUGAUUUCCAGUAUGAAGAAUCCGGCAUGCGAGGCCAAUACUGUACAACCGCAAACAUGUGAACCUCUGCAGUUCCCCGCUUGGACGGAGCACAAAUGCCUCACUACAAAAGUAACUCUGACGGCUUCUAAUCUAAAAGGAAUGAUGCCAAACGCUGAAAUGGAUGUGACAGUUACAGUCAGAGGGGGUUGCCACGAGCAGUGGGGAACCGACAGCGAUGAAGACGAGUGUAUCAGUCUGUCGAAACUAGACGAAAACACACGAAAACAGAUCACAGAACAGUUUGCCUCGAUUUCAACACAAUGGGAAAGCGUCUCCUAUUCCGGUGAAGUUUGUAGAGAAUCACCUUAAACUUACGGCUUAUUGUUCGUCAUGUAGUCAAUUAGUUUUAUUUGGAAUAAAUCGUUCAAAU
Molecule: messenger RNA, 1020 nt
Organism: Ruditapes philippinarum (Manila clam)
Lineage: Eukaryota; Metazoa; Mollusca; Bivalvia; Venerida; Veneridae
Exons: 3
Coding region: 453-959 (168 amino acids)
Source: RefSeq, a predicted model, not a curated record